Cryptotermes secundus is the source of this 2397-nucleotide messenger RNA. It is a transcript of the gene Gdh, whose product is annotated as glutamate dehydrogenase, mitochondrial. The coding region runs from base 301 to 2013 and encodes 570 amino acids. Gene Ontology annotation, molecular function: L-glutamate dehydrogenase (NAD+) activity. The record is from RefSeq and is a predicted model, not a curated record. Gene Ontology annotation, biological process: L-glutamate catabolic process. The transcript has 10 exons. Gene Ontology annotation, cellular component: mitochondrion. Lineage: Eukaryota; Metazoa; Arthropoda; Insecta; Blattodea; Kalotermitidae.
AGUAGUAUAAAAAAGAUUGGCAAGAGUCGAAAAGGAACGGAAUCCGGAAGUAGAGGUCACCUAGUGUUGUAGGUGUUGUGGUUGAGAUAGUUGCUUGGGUCGGCGUUCGUGUAAUAGCUUAACCUCGUUAGUGUCAUUUAGUUUGUACUUGCUUAACAUUUAUGAUUGUUUGGUUACGCUUGAAUAGUUUAGUAUUAGAAAUAAAAGUAAAAUAAGCAACGUAUUUAGUAAUACUUUAUUGUAGAAUCGGCAAAUUUGUAUGUUUUAAGUGUCCAGAACUGAUCAGUUAUUUCGGAGAAAAUGUUUCAUCUUAAAUCCAUAACGAAAAGUGUAGUAUCCCUGAAGCACAGUUGCUCUCAAUUGGAUGUGAACACAUUCCUUAAAGUAUGUUCUACAGCUGUCCAUCUCCGAAAUUCAAGAUCGUAUGCGGAUCAUCAGAUCCCCGACAGGUUGAAAGAUGUUCCUAGUGCUGCGAAUCCACGAUUUUUCGAUAUGGUGGAAUAUUUUUUCCAUCGGGCAUGUCAGAUAGCAGAAGACAAAUUGGUUGAAGACAUGAAGGUUCACAAGAUGUCAGUGGAGGAUAGAAAGAAGAAAGUCAAAGGCAUUUUGAUGUUGAUGCAAGGUUGUGACCAUAUAAUUGAAGUGUCUUUUCCUGUAAGACGAGAUAAUGGAGAUUAUGAAAUGAUUACGGGAUACCGGGCACAGCAUAGCACACACAGGACACCAUGUAAAGGAGGAAUUAGGUUUUCUGAAGAUGUGACUCGUGAUGAGGUGAAAGCCUUGUCAGCCCUGAUGACCUUCAAGUGUGCCUGUGUUGAUGUUCCAUUUGGUGGUGGAAAAGCUGGUCUCAAACUCAACCCUAAAGAAUACAGUGAACACGAACUGGAGAAGAUAACCAGAAGGUUUACUCUUGAAUUGGCAAAGAAAGGAUUCAUUGGACCUGGAGUGGAUGUGCCUGCUCCAGACAUGGGUACUGGAGAACGUGAAAUGUCAUGGAUUGCUGACACCUAUGCUAAGACAAUUGGUCAUCUGGACAUCAAUGCUCAUGCUUGUGUAACGGGUAAACCUAUCAACCAAGGUGGUAUCCAUGGGCGAAUCUCCGCAACGGGUCGAGGUGUUUUCCAUGGACUUGAGAAUUUCAUCAUGGAAGCUAACUACAUGAGCAUGAUAGGCACUACUCCUGGCUGGGGAGGAAAAACUUUCAUUGUUCAGGGAUUUGGCAAUGUAGGUCUCCAUACUAUGAGGUACCUUCACCGUGCUGGAGCUGCAUGCAUAGGAGUAAUUGAAAGAGAUGGUUCCAUUUUCAACAAGGAGGGCAUUGAUCCAAAGCAACUAGAAGACUACCGUAAUGACAGCGGUAGUAUUGUUGGCUUCCCUGGAGCAAGUGCAUAUGAAGGUGAAAACUUGAUGUUUGAACCUUGUGACAUUUUUGUUCCUGCUGCUAUUGAGAAAGUGAUCAACAAGGAUAAUGCACAUCGUAUACAAGCUAAGAUUAUUGCAGAGGCAGCUAAUGGUCCAACAACUCCUGCUGCUGAUAAAAUUCUUAUUGAUCGUAAUAUCCUAGUCAUCCCUGAUCUGUAUAUAAACGCUGGUGGUGUCACUGUGUCAUUCUUUGAAUGGCUCAAAAACCUAAAUCAUGUUUCAUAUGGUCGGUUAACAUUUAAAUAUGAGAGAGAAUCAAAUUACCAUUUGCUUGAAUCUGUGCAAGAAUCACUGGAGCGAAGGUUUGGACGUGUUGGAGAAUCUGUGCAAGAAUCACUGGAGCGAAGGUUUGGACGUGUUGGAGGUCGAAUUCCUGUAACCCCCUCUGAAGCAUUCCAGAAAAGAAUCUCUGGUGCAUCAGAGAAAGACAUUGUGCACUCUGGUCUGGACUACACGAUGGAACGGUCGGCAAGGGCUAUCAUGAAGACUGCAAUGAAAUUCAAUCUUGGGCUGGAUUUGAGAACUGCAGCUUAUGUGAACUCUAUUGAAAAGAUUUUCACAACAUACAAGGAAGCAGGAUUAGCUUUCUAAAUACUAGUAUAUCAGUGUGAAUUCACUCUUUACCAUAUCUAGCAAAACAGAAGAUUCAUUUGUACCAAACCCGUUUUUCCCCCCUUUUAUUUUUCUUCUUUUCUCUUCUUUUAUUUCCUUCUUUUCUUCAUUUCUUUUCUUUCUUCCUUUCUUUUUCUUUCCUUCCUUCCUUUUGCUUUCAGCGGUUCUGAAUAGUAGUCUUCUAUCCUUAUAGCAUCACAUUUUUUUUUCCUUUCUUACAAUGACAAAUUUGUGAAUGGUACUUAAAUAUGCAAAUGAUUACCGAUCCUUUUGCCAUUUUCAGUGCUUUGAUAUUAGGAGGAUAUUUGGAAACAUUGUAUACCUAAUUUGGCUGGAUACGGUAAAUGAUCUUCAGUGGCAAAA